Molecule: messenger RNA, 2104 nt
Organism: Topomyia yanbarensis
Lineage: Eukaryota; Metazoa; Arthropoda; Insecta; Diptera; Culicidae
Product: organic cation transporter protein-like
Exons: 3
Coding region: 447-2093 (548 amino acids)
Biological process (GO): transmembrane transport
Cellular component (GO): membrane
Molecular function (GO): transmembrane transporter activity
Source: RefSeq, a predicted model, not a curated record
UACCGCGGUCGAUUCAUGUUGCUCUCAGUUGCUUAAUUAUAUUAUUUUACUUUUUUGCUUCGUUCGUUCACCAGUGGAAAGUGAUUCCACGACCUCAUUCUUACGCGGCAUGGUUUAAACAUUCCAACCGAUGUCGAACGAUUGUGACUGGCAUUUGGAGACAUCGUCGACGUGGCUGAUUGUUUCCAAUUAGUUGACAAUUGACUGUACUAACACGACUGCGAUCGAUUUUAAACUCUUGGAAAACAGCAUAGUUGGAACAUUGUGCUCGGAUGUUUACCACCCUCGGACGAAGGGCGCAUGCGUUCGAUUUACUCCGUUUCGUCCUGAAAUAGAUUUAUUCAUUCCCCUCGGUGUGUAGCGUGCACGCGUGAGGCAAUCGUUCGAGUGAAUUUCGUGUUUUGUGCUGAAAAAGUAGUGCAUGGGGACAGUUGUCGUAGGUCAACAUGCCGAAAUCCGAAGAUGACAUUGAUCUUGAUGGCGUUCUGAACGAGAUCGGCCAGUUCGGACGCUUCCAGGUACGACAGUAUGGACUGAUGAUCAUACCGAUAAUUUUCAAUGCAUUAUUCACGCUCAGCUACGUGUUCACUGCAGGAAACCUCGACUACAGAUGUAAAAUACCUGAAUGUGAUGACACAGUUACUAGCUACCAUCCAGCGUGGCUUAAUAAUUCCGUCCCAUUCAAGAAUGGUGUGCCAGCGCAGUGUGAACGAUUCCGGUUGAUAGCUAACACGAGCUUAGAAGAUUUUUACUGUGAUGCAGAUGCAUUUGAUAGAAGCACCCUAGCUGAGUGCAGCGACUUUGUGUACGCGGAUGAUGAAGUGACGAUAGUUAAAGAUUUCAACAUCAAUUGCCCACACAACGAUUGGAAGCUGACAUUAGUGGGGACGGUCAACAACAUCGGUCAAUUUAUUGCACUGCCGAUUGCGGGAUAUUUAUCCGAUCGAUUCGGUCGCCGUUUGGUGCUACUGUUAAGCGUCGCUGGUAGUGCCGUUUUUGGCAUACUCCGAUCGUACGCUACGAGUUACGAAAUGUUCAUCAUUAUGGAGUUUCUAGAUCCAGCAAUUGGCUCCACCAUGUACACUACGGCUUUUGUUCUAGCCCUGGAGUUGGUAGGACCUAAAAUGCGCGUCUCCGGGAACAAUGUGAUAUCCUGUGCCUUCUCUUUUGGUGAAGCAGCUCUAGCGCUGUUCGCCAUGUUUUUCCGUAACUGGCGAGUACUGUUGAAAAUAAUUUACAUACCGGGUCUCGUCUCGUUGCCACUACUAUGGAUGACCUCAGAGAGCGUGCGUUGGCUUCUCUCCAAAGGCGAUCGAGAGAAGGCCUUCGGCAUUCUCAAGAAAGCAGCCAAAAUGAAUGGAAAGAGUUUGUCUCCUGCGGCGAUCGAAAGCUUCUACCCAAACAGCGAAAAAGACUCAGCAUCGGAAGAAUUAGGGAAUGCUGGCUUCUUCAGUUUGCUGGUUGAUGCCUUCCGAAGUCCCGGUCUUCUACUGCGAGUCGCAAACUGUUCCUUUUGUUGGCUAACCAACGUUCUCGUGUACUAUGGAUUAAGCUUAAAUUCGGUCACCUUGGCGGGAGACAAAUAUCUGAACUUUAUUUUGGUAUCGCUCAUAGAACUUCCUGGUUUUCUAAUCAUGCAACUAAUCCUGGAUCGAGUAGGACGAAGGGCAACACUGUGUACCACGAUGCUACUCUGCGGGCUGUUCUGCUUACUAGCGGAAUUUAUUCCAACGGAAAAUACCUGGCUAAGCCUGAUCAUGUUCCUCGUAAGCAAAAUGGCGAUCACCAUGUCGUUUGGUACACUGUACAUAUACACCGUGGAGAUUUUCCCGACGAACCUAAGACAGAGUUUAUUAUCAGUUUGCUCAAUGUUCGGUCGAAUUGGGUCCAUGAUCGCUCCACAAACUCCUCUACUGGCCAAGCUGUGGUCACCCUUGCCGAUGGUCAUAUUCGGUGGGAUGGGAAUAACAUCCGGUUUGGCGAUACUGCAAUUUCCAGAAACGCUCAACAUUCAGCUACCAAACACCGUCCAGGAAGCGAUGAGUAUGAAUACAGAUGAUAGAAACAAUAAAGAUAGAGAUCAACUUUCCUAACAAAAAUAAAA